Messenger RNA from Ostreobium quekettii, 2592 nucleotides. NCBI's taxonomy places the organism in Eukaryota, Viridiplantae, Chlorophyta, Ulvophyceae, Bryopsidales, Ostreobiaceae. The record is from the annotation of a GenBank genome assembly.
AUGAGGAAUGGUGCUCGCAUGGAGAGCCUCGCAUACAAUUCUGGAAUUGUGACAUUUCUUCAGAAGCAAAUGAUGAUAGUCAAAGGCAUUGAUGGUGAUGAAGAGUCGAAAAGCAUUUUGCAAAGGGGAGAUCGGUUCGCUCAAAAACAUGAAAUACCCUUCUCUCUGAAGAAUUUCUACACAGUACAUGACACACGAGCAGCAGCCCAAUCAAUCUGUUUGGCGCUGCGAAACAGCAAAUGUGUAAGAAACAGAGGUCUCCAGUCCCAGAUUAAGGCAGUCAUACCAGAAAGCAUCAUCACCAAUGACAGGGAGCAUUUGCGUGACAUGCUCUCCUAUGUUCUGAUGGGCAAGGCAUGCCGCAGUGCCAGUACGGGGCUGCUGCACAAGUGGGAAGAUGCCAGAGAUAAGCAUGACAAGUGGAAAGUGCGUUGGGUAGUUCCUGAGGAAGCAGUUCAGGUUGAAGAAAAAGAGUUGGGACGAGGUGGCCAGGGAUGUGUGCACGAAUGCUGGUAUGAGGGUAAAUUGGCCGCUGUGAAACAGCCAACAUCCUACAAGAAGGACCUGCACAUUGACGAUUUUGCUGAGUUGCUCAAAGAGGCCUACUGGCAUUCAGAGCUGAGUCCCUUGCACGCACCCCAGCUGUUUGCGAUCACCAAGUCAGGCUGGAUUGUCAUGGAAUUAGCUGACAAGGACUUGCACACACUGUGCCAGGAGCAAGACAUUGGUUGGGCAAGAAAACUUCUCCUUCUUCAGAAAGGCGCGUUUGCACUGAUGUACUUUCACAGCCACCGAAUUGUUCACGGUGAUCCGAAGACCCUCAAUUUUCUGGUUUUUGAAUCCCAUCGAGAUGAAUGUGAUGUGAAGCUUGCAGAUUUUGGCUUGGCAACUGAAGAAACCGCCACAAGAUGCCUGACAGUGAGGCUUGGAGGGGGUACAGAUGUUUAUUUGGCCCCUGAAGUGUACCGCAACGAAGUGCCAACCAUGGCUUCGGAUGUCUAUGUCUUUGGCGUCAGUAUGUAUGAGGUCAUAACAGGCAAACAACCAUAUUCUGUUGAGGGUCAGCCCUUUAAUCCACAAGCCAUCAUGAUGAGGAAAGCCUUCGGACAAAUGGAACCUUGCAGCGUUGCCCUAGAGGAUUGUCCAGAGGAGAUGCACAUUCUGAUGAAGAAGAGCUGUCAAUUGGAUCCUGGGGCGAGACCAACCAUCCAAGAGGUUUAUGAUCAACUGUCAGCAAUGCCCAAGUCUUGGGUGCACGCGGGCUCAUAUGUGGAGAAGCUCACUGCAAUUGUUGAGGAGGCCGAGAAGGAGGUUGAGCAUGCUCUGUACAACAAGGAAAUGCUUCUGUUUUUGUAUCAGCAGAUGCAAAAGGUCAAGGAGAUGAAGGACAUAUCUAUCCAGGCAUCAAACGAGAGUGUCCCAGAGGCAUUCGAAUUUUUGAAAGUAAAUUUGCUUCUGGGGACGAAGCUGAUCAAGCAUCACUCGUGUGAGUUUAUUCAGCGGUGUUUUUACCCCAUCAGAGAGGCCAAACCCAUUAUCCAGAAGAUCUGCACAGACUGCAGGACUGCUAUUCACAAACUCAAAUGCAGUUCCUGCGAAGAUAUUGUGUGCAAAAUCCCGAAAAAGUGUGUGGAUGAGGAUAAACUUGCCAUGGGAAACAUUCUUGGGUACAUCUUGGGGGAAUCAGAUGCACCUUUGCAAGAUGCAUGGACAGAAUGGAAGCCAGUGAAGGACAGAAAUGCAAAGCUGUUGCACCAAAUGCAGCCCACAUGCAAUGAUGAAAUUCCCUUGCAGGAUGAGUUUGAGGAUGAUGAUGUCGAGGUCUAUGAAGCAGAGUGGGAAGGAAGCAAUGUGAUGGUGAAAUUCCAGCAUCCUACUCGUGACAGAGUUGCAUGUUUGGAGAGUUUUGCCGAGGUUUGCUCAUUCCUUGCCCUUCACGCUUGCAAGAAAAGCGCACACAUUGCCAGUGUGGUUGCUUACUCCAAGUCGGGCUCAGUGGUGCUAAAAGGGGGGGGAGCAGAUUUGGUCGGAUGGUAUCAGAACCAGAGCAAUGGUUUGUCCUGGGAGUCAAGGAUUUAUGUCAUGUGGCAAGCCUCAGCUGCGAUGGACCAGCUGCACAGUGGCCCAACUGUACUCGCCCACAGUAGAUUGAAGACCAGGUGCUUCCUUGUGGAUGACAUUGAGAAGGAAUUUCCGCAUGUCACACUCUGUUGCUUCAAGCUGGCAAGUUGCGAGCCCGAUGCCCAGAAGAUUGAGGUGCAACAGCCAACGAGGGGUGGUUGUCCGUUCGAUGCCCCAGAACUGCGCAGGGGGGAGCCUUGCACUAUCAGGUGUGACGUCUACAGCUUUGGUUUGAUUCUGUGGGAGCUCGCGGUGCAGAUGCUACCAAAUGAGAUGGACUAUCGUCACCAGGGCAUUGGUCCUGAGAAACUGCUGAGAGAGCUUCCUACUGACUGCCCUCCACAGCUGAGGUCAUUGAUCGAAAGCUGUUUGUCACCCACGCCUUCGAAGAGGCCAAGGAUGUGCGACCUGAAGAGUGAAUUGAAAGCUCUCAAGGAUGAAGUCCAAGGUCGAAAUCCUUCUGCCAUCUAA